Salvia splendens (bonfire salvia) is the source of this 1170-nucleotide messenger RNA. RefSeq lists its product as uncharacterized. The transcript is spliced from 3 exons. The record is from RefSeq and is a predicted model, not a curated record. The coding region runs from base 171 to 941 and encodes 256 amino acids. NCBI's taxonomy places the organism in Eukaryota, Viridiplantae, Streptophyta, Magnoliopsida, Lamiales, Lamiaceae.
CUGAAGUAGAUGUUAGAUCUUUAAUUUCGGGUUAAACGUAGAUAAAACUUAUGCAGCCCGACUCUAGUUGGAAAUGUAGGAAACUGCAGGAAUGGGCAAAGAAGACAAACCUGGAAAUCGGUUAUAUAAAUGGCUAUUUCUAAAUAUUCCCGCUCAAAUAAACAAUAAAUAUGAGAGAUCUUCAGCUACAAACACCACAGAGAGAUCAACAUUCUGCAAAUCGACGCCUGAGAACGGUUUCGGAUCUCAAUGGUAAUCUACGUAAGACUGCGAAAAAGAGCUUGAAUCCCGUGUUAAAAGCUCAAUCCGAAGAUGAUUCUGCUAUUUUGGAGUCGCCAAAGGAGUUUUCUGAGACUGCGAAGCUGAGCUCGAAUCCUGUGUUAAAAUCUAUAUCCGAAGAUGAUUCUGCUGUUUUGGAGUCACCGAAGGAGUUUUCCGAGGCUUCAAAUGAUAGUCCCCUUACUGAAUCUGCUGAGAACUUUCUGGCUUCAGUUCAUCCGGCAGAACCACAAUCAUCAGAAUCAGUUGAUGUCUCAGAUCUGACUUCAACGCUAUCAUCCUCCUCCUCCGUGGCUCCUACUCCUUGCAAGCACGUCACCACUGAAACGGUCAGCACCAAGAAACCUGAAGUGGAUACUCUCAAGAUGGAAGGACCAGCUGAGGCAGAGCUGGUGAUAAAACAUCUCAGAGAAGCUAGAAUUGAAGUCUUGAAAUCAAAAGACAUCGGCCCUGCAAAGAGUAUCGUGGAGGCUCUCAUAAGAAUCACAAUCGAAGAAGUUCAUGGUGGUGUUCAUGAAGAGGAUGAAUGGCUUGAUAAACUCAUCUCAAGUAAGUUCACUCCGGCUUUCUUGAUCUGUAUGUUGGUGUUGUGCUCUGUGUUGAUGGUGGGGUUCAUCAAUUGGAUUUGGAAUGGUUCCUUCACUGGCCCAACACCAACAUAAUGAGCUAAUCUUGUGACUAUGUGCAUAAGAGACUGGAAUAAACAAAUGUGAGUAGAAAUCCAUCUAUUUCUUAUGCAUAAGCAUGAAAUGAAAAGCUCUGCUAAACUGCAAAUGUUACAAGCUGUCUAAACUGAAACUCGUUUAGCUAUAUGUGGUUUAAUAUACUCAUGUAUCCACCAACUGUUUUGUCUUAAUGUUGAUUUAGCCACAUUUUUGCUCUCUUGCUUUA